Messenger RNA from Hevea brasiliensis (rubber tree), 1618 nucleotides. RefSeq names its product AAA-ATPase At1g43910. The record is from RefSeq and is a predicted model, not a curated record. NCBI's taxonomy places the organism in Eukaryota, Viridiplantae, Streptophyta, Magnoliopsida, Malpighiales, Euphorbiaceae. Bases 91 to 1578 code for a protein of 495 amino acids. The transcript is spliced from 2 exons. Gene Ontology annotation, molecular function: ATP binding; ATP hydrolysis activity.
CCUUGCACCAUCUUUAAGCUUGAGACGAGCGCACUACGAGUCGGUGCUUCUCUUUUCUUUAACUUGUCCUCUCGUCCACCACCAAAGCCAAUGGCUUCUCUGUUCAAAGAAAUUCCUUCCAUGUCAACUCUGCUCUCUGCCUACGCCUCAAUCUCUACCUUGUCCAUGCUCAUCCGUACAAUCGUUAACGAAAUGAUCCCGAAGCGUAUGCGGGAUUUCAUCACCACCAAAUUCUCUGAUUUCUUUUCUUCCUAUUUCUCUUCGGAUUUCACCUUCAUCAUUGAAGAUCGCUGGCAAGCUGUUAACAGCGAAACUUUCCGUGCUAUUGAGGUAUAUCUUCCUACCAGGAUCGGUCCCUCCACCAAAAGCCUCCUCCUUGGCAAUAAUGACAGUAACAAUAUCACUGCUCCACCCAAACCAGGCCUUCCUGUUGAUGCUAAAGUCAUCGAUGACUUCCAAGGUAUGCGCCUGGAAUGGAUUCUUCGUGAGAAAGAAGCCAAGAAGUAUUAUUUUAGGAACAGGCGAUUCUUCGAGUUGAGUUGCAGGAAGAAAGACAGAGAAAGAGUUAUAGAGAGUUACUUGCCUCAUAUUUCUAGCACUGCAGAAUCAAUCUUGAGCAAGCGCGAGACCCUUAAUCUUUACACUUAUGACCAUGAUGGUUCCGUGUGGGAAUCUACUGUUUUCAAGCACCCAGCUAGCUUUGAGACUCUGGCUUUGGAACCUGACCUUAAGGAAUCUAUCGUACGAGAUCUUGACUUGUUUUUACAACGCAAGAAGUACUUCCAGAGUGUCGGCAGGGCUUGGAAGAGAGGGUAUCUUCUGUAUGGUCCUCCUGGGACUGGAAAAUCUACUCUUGUUGCUGCUAUUGCUAACUAUCUUAGAUUCCAUAUCUAUGAUCUCCAGCUUCAAGGUGUACGGAAUGAUAGUGAUCUCAGGCGUAUACUCACAUCCACCACCAAUCGUUCCAUCCUUCUUAUUGAGGACAUUGAUUGCAGCACCAAAUCUUCCCGUGCACGCAGUCGCAGUCGGAUCCCCAAUAAUGAUGACAGUGACGAUGAUGACCGCGAUCAAUCCGAUGACAGAGUUUCUUUUCAUCCUGGGGUAACAUUAUCAGGCUUAUUGAAUUUCAUUGAUGGGCUAUGGUCAAGCUGUGGAGAUGAGAGAGUAAUCAUAUUUACCACAAAUUACAAAGACAAAUUGGACCCAGCAUUGCUACGCCCAGGACGCAUGGAUGUUCACAUCUACAUGGGCCAUUGCACUCCAGCAGGCUUCAAGAAACUUGUUAACACUUACCUUGGGAUUAAAGACCAUCUUCUCUUCAAAUGCAUUGACGACCUCAUUCAAAGGAUAGCCAUAACCCCAGCAGAGGUAGCUCAGCAACUUAUGAAGUGUGAAGACCCUCAAGUUGCACUUGAAAGCCUCAUGGAGUUCAUCAAUAUGAAGGAGAAUCAGAUGGAGAAGAAUGAAGCUAAAAGAGAUGAAGAGGUCAUCAAACAAGAAAUUGUUAUGCUUGGAAAAGAUGUGAAAUUGGGUGAUAAGCAUGUUGAGGCUGAAGAGAGGUGUGUUUACUUGACAUAAUAGCCAUUUGGCCUUCUAUGAAUAAAUAUCAUUUUACCUC